Drosophila serrata is the source of this 1205-nucleotide messenger RNA. Its product is annotated as 3 beta-hydroxysteroid dehydrogenase/Delta 5-->4-isomerase. Gene Ontology annotation, biological process: steroid biosynthetic process. NCBI's taxonomy places the organism in Eukaryota, Metazoa, Arthropoda, Insecta, Diptera, Drosophilidae. The record is from RefSeq and is a predicted model, not a curated record. Gene Ontology annotation, molecular function: oxidoreductase activity, acting on the CH-OH group of donors, NAD or NADP as acceptor.
AUGGGUGGCGGCAAUACAGGCGAAGUGGUGCUCGUAACCGGCGGCAGUGGAUUUCUGGGUCAGCACCUCAUCAAGCAGCUGCUGGAGCGGAAGGAGGAGCUGGGCAUCCGCGAGAUCCGUUCGCUGGACAUCGUACCGUACAAGAACAACAUCGGGCAUGCGGACACACCCCUGCUGCGCACCUUUGUGGGUGACAUCGGCGGUGACCCCGAAACCCUAGGGCCGAUCUUCGCGGGCGUUGACGGGGUUUUCCACUGUGCCGCCUCGGUGAAAAUCGAGUAUCCGCCCAACUACGAUGAACUGGAGCGCGUGAAUGUGAACGGAACCCUGGCCGUGGUGGAUCUGUGCAUCCAAAACAAUGUGAAGCGUCUGGUCUACACCAGCUGCACCUCCGUGUGCUUUGUGCCCUUCAAAGGUCGUAGCACCUUCUCGGCAGUGAUUAACUCCACGGAAUCCAAGACGGACACGCCCACACUGGACAGUUCCACUCUGUGGGAGCAGGACAAUCAGUUCCUGAUAGCUGGGUACGCCUCCAGCAAGCUGAGGGCAGAGAACAUAGUGUUGAACUCGAAUGGAGCACCUUUGCAGAACCAAACGGAGUAUUUGGCCACCAGCGCCAUUCGUGCACCGCUGACCUACGGCGAGUGCGAUUCCCAUUUCAUCACAAAGAUCUUCGACUACCUGUCGACCCGGAGCUGGGUUUUUCCACGAAUUGCAGGCGUAGGAGGCAAGCAACAGUUAGUUUACGCCGGAAAUGUGGCCCAUGGACACAUCUGCGCUUACCAGGCUUUAAAGAUAUCCAACAAGGCGGUCAAUGGACUCCCAGUCUUUGUCACCGACGACACGGGCAUCAAUGAUGUCUCACGGUUUGUCCAGAAGAUGGCCGUGCUUGGGGAACGGUUCAAGGUGAAGACCAGCUGGUGGUACAUUCCACACUUCCUGUUCUUCUUCCUGGCCUUCCUGCUGGAGGUGGUGGUGCGUAUUGCAUAUCCCUAUACCAAGUACCGUCUGCCCUACUCUCUGCGCGCCAUCGCCUCCUACACGUCAUCGAUGCUGAUGUACAAUCGCCUGCGCGCCUCCAUCCACAUGGACUACAUGCCGCUCUUCGAUCCGGACACGAGUGCCGAGCGGAGUGCCAAAUGGUAUGCCAGGUGGUGGGAUGAGCACAAGGAGGCCAGGAAGCUGAAGAAGUCCAGCUGAGCUGA